This is a messenger RNA of Fibroporia radiculosa, 2499 nucleotides long. RefSeq lists its product as uncharacterized. The record is from RefSeq and is a predicted model, not a curated record. Gene Ontology annotation, molecular function: carbon-oxygen lyase activity, acting on phosphates. The transcript is spliced from 7 exons. Bases 1 to 2499 code for a protein of 832 amino acids. Lineage: Eukaryota; Fungi; Basidiomycota; Agaricomycetes; Polyporales; Fibroporiaceae.
AUGUCUUCCGUCAUGCAUACAUCUUCCAUAACCACUCAAGUUGCCGCCGUUCACGAGCCAGUCGGUACUAUUAUCCUGAAGGACUCGUCCAUUGCAUCCGUGUGUCAGGCAGUCAUUGGGCGAUUCAUAGAUGAAGCCCAGAUCAGCUUUCCGGAAUACACUCGUGAUCUCGAGCUUGAGGCCCGGGUGAAGGAGAUCGUUCACUCAUGGGGAAACGAGCAACUCCUUCGCCACUAUGUAAUCACGGUCCCCACGCUUGCCGUCACGGCGUACAGCCACAUUACGAGCAUGGACACAAAAGUGCUGAUUACUUUAUUCACGAUAAUUAUCCUUGCGAUGGACGACCCCGCCGUGCUGGACUCACUCUCAUUCCGCGAAUUCCACCAGAAGAUGUGCAUGGGUGUCGUACAACAAGAAGCUGGUAUGUUGGGCGAGCUGACGAAGGUCCUCAAGCAGAUGUGGGACCACUAUUCCGCAUUCUCCGCCAAUUCCAUCUAUGUGUCAACCCUUCGAUUUGUGAACGCGUCCAUCCUGGAACACGAUGCGCAAAACGAGCCACUGCGGAGAGGUGCACUGCCAUUCGUGGAGUACAAGCGGAGCAUGUCUGGGACUACUGAGGCAUACGCCUGUUUUGUUUGGGAAAAAUCCAAGUUUCCGGAUAUCAAGGAAUACAUGCAAGCCAUCCCCGAUGCCAUGCUCUAUGUGAGCUACGUAAACGAUAUCCUCUCGUUCUACAAGGAAGAACUUGCAGGCGAGACCGGCACUUAUAUCCACGAGCGUGCAGCCAUCUGCGGGAAGUCUGCUGCAGAGACACUGAACGAUGUUGUCGACGACACAUUGGCAGCAAUAGCGCGAGCCCGCACAAUCCUCGGCGAGGGACCAGCCAGGGACGCGUUUGAGAACUUCGCAGCAGGCCGGUGGCACUGGGCCACUUCACCCAAGAUAUCUUCAAGCUUUGAGGUUAUGUCCAAGUCGUCUCUGUCUACUGUUGUCUCAAACCUCGUUCGAGCUCAAUUGGGCACGUCUGUCUCAAGUACGGUUACGGACGAAGACCUGGAUCAUCAUGUCGCCGAGCUCAUCUUAAAGGAGGCUAAGCAGAAGGCGGAACGAUAUGGGAAAGACGGAAUUCGUGCGUACUUGCCAAGUGGAUAUUCAGAGAGCAAUGUUCCCAAGGCAAACAAACGGUUUCUGUCGUCUAUAAUUCGCAGUACAGACGAUCACAACAAGACGAUUCUCCGUGCGCAGGCUCUCGCAGCACAGGAGGUGAGGGUAGAGCGAGAAGAGCAGGAACGUCGGGAAAGACGCGCUCGUGCUGAGGAGGCAGUCGCUGCUGAACGAAUGAGGCGGUCGAUGGGAACUAAUAGGAGGACAGAUUGGGCACACAAUUGGGAUCACGGCGACAAGCGUGAUCGGAAGCGAAGAGAGCGGAGCUGGGAUAGCGGGGACGAGGACGAUUAUGAUGGCGAGAGAGAGCGACGGUCAGGGAGGCGUGAUCGUGAGCAUCGCCAUCGUCAUCGACCAAAGUCUGGAGAGCGCCACCAACGCAAAGACGACGACCGUCGGUCAAGAAGAUCCCGCGGCCGCGACGAAGACAAAGGCGAAAUCAAGAGCAGGAGACAUAGACGUGAUAGACGACGAAGUCGAUCCAGAUCGCCCGACCAUUCUCGGGAGCGUUGGUCGGACGAUGAUGAUACCCAACGGAAACGACGACGAGAACGUAGUAGGGAGCAUCGGCGAGAUUAUCGUCCGAGUCCGUCCCCUUCUGCGGCAGGCCCAUCCCGCCGGCAUUCUCGCUCCUCUGGGCGUUCAAGUAAGCACCCCGCUACUGCCUCAGAUGUCGACGGCGAGCGCAGCAACCAUGCCGGCGAAGACGCAUCCUCUCGUCCAGAAGGUGGGCUCUCUAGGGAGGAUGAGCUACGGGCACAGCUCAAGCGAAAAGGCAAAGCAAAGCCGAGGGAAGACUCAACAAGUCGACGAAACUCACGUUCAGCCAGCCCCUUCAAGUUGGUUGAUGGUCAACCUGAUACGAAGGUGCCGUUACAAGACAGAACGUUCAAAUCUGCGUCAUCCUCUUCGCGCGCGCACGCCUCAGCUGUGAGCACCCCUCGUACUCCACCUCCACCAGCGGCGUCUCCUCCGCCGCUUCCACCACCGUCUGUACCAUCCAAGAUGGACAAGUACUUCGAGUCUUCGUACGACCCUCGACUUGAUGUGGCCCCUUUACCACUGCCUCAGGUGCCCUCUACUGGCCUGAUUGACGAUGCUGAGUAUGCGGGAUGGGAUGCUAUGCUGGAAAUUAUUCGGCAGCGACGAGAAGACAAAGCUGAGAAGAAGGUUCUUGAACGGUGGGGUCUGGAUAAGGACAAGAGCAAGAAGCGGAAGAAGGGAGACGAUAUUACGCCCGCUCUCUGGUCGGAGGGAGGAUCGGAUAUAAUGAAUAUUGAGUAUAAGAAGAAAGGCUCGGUGCGAGAGUGGGAUUUAGGGAAGGAGGGGUUCUAG